GGAAAGCCACCGUGCUACUGAAGUAGAUGCUGCAAACGAUGGCGCAGUCACCAGUUUUGAGAGAAGCCACUUGCAGCGACAGAUGUAUUGCGACUUGGCGAACAACAUUCGGCAUCAUCAGUUGAUUAUAAGAUGUGUCAAGGAACUGGAGGCUAUAAUGAACCUGCCGAUCUUCGUUCUUUUGUUUCUACACAUGGUGAACAUCUGCGCACAGAUCUUCGUCACCUCUCUCCUGUUGCAGAAGGACAAUGACUCGACAACGCUUUUCAAGGUGUUGUUCACGCUGCCGAUUUAUCUGUAUGAGACUGGACUUUAUUGCGUGUUUGGUCAAAUCAUUAUCGACCAGAGCGACCGGCUGUCCAGCUCGGCCUACAGCGGCACCUGGCUGCAGGGCGACGUGCGUCUUCGGAGGGCGCUGCUGCUGCUGACGUCACGUGCCGUCCACCCCCUCACUCUAACCGUGGGCAAGACCUACACGCUCUCCAGGCACACCUUUCUCCAGAUUCUUAAUGGCUCGUACUCUCUCUUCAACAUGCUGUAUCAAGUCCAAGGCAACAAGUGAAGGAUGUAAUCUGGAUGAAUACACAUUGUCGUAUUGGACCUACCCUCAGCUCGUAAAAUAUGAAAAGACAAC
Molecule: messenger RNA, 634 nt
Organism: Schistocerca serialis cubense
Lineage: Eukaryota; Metazoa; Arthropoda; Insecta; Orthoptera; Acrididae
Product: odorant receptor 45b-like
Exons: 5
Coding region: 83-562 (159 amino acids)
Biological process (GO): sensory perception of smell; detection of chemical stimulus involved in sensory perception of smell
Cellular component (GO): plasma membrane
Molecular function (GO): odorant binding; olfactory receptor activity
Source: RefSeq, a predicted model, not a curated record